This is a messenger RNA of [Torrubiella] hemipterigena, 4263 nucleotides long. NCBI's taxonomy places the organism in Eukaryota, Fungi, Ascomycota, Sordariomycetes, Hypocreales, Clavicipitaceae. The record is from the annotation of a GenBank genome assembly.
GCCAGCGAUCCCGUCACCACACUUUCUCCAACACAACCUUUUGCAACAAGUCAGUUGGCCCCCGCCUUGUUACGUGAUAUCGCUAGCUAUAGCGGCAAAAAAACAAUAGACUACAGCGCGGUCUCUAAGCGAGCUGCCGCUAGCUGCACGCCAAUCAGAUUCUACCAAUUACAUACACUUGUCGGUCCGCGCUCUUCCUCGUCUUCUUCCGCCGCCAUCUACCCACCUCAGUCUUCAGACGCAGCUCAACGACCUUCGGCUUUAUCCUGCAUGCCCAGCGGCCCAUUCCAGCUUCCACCAUUUUUCUAUUGCCUCGAUCUUUCUGCACUCAGCCGAGCUAUACGUCACUUGCUCUUCCUAGACACUUGCAAUAUACGGGACUGAGCUUACCGACUUCGCCCAGGCCGGUCACACCAAGAGACUAGCCUCCCCUCACUGUCUUCUUGGGCAACCACCAGCGCAACAUCAACUCUCCUCGAUAUAACAUGUCCCUUUUGCAACCAACAACAUGAGGAGUGGCCGCAACGACAACCUACCUCGCUUUCGAGGCGUCAAAUAUCAGCCUCUUACUUCUUCUCUCGGCGAAGCAGCUCAUUAUGCCUCCCAUCGUGUCUCCCGCAUUCGCCAACGGCUACCCACAUGGCUCAUCAUUGGAGUAUGCUGCAUCUUGGGCCUCACCAUAACAUUGCCCUUUCUACCCUCACGAUCCUUGAAUGCUGGUACUGCUGCGCAAGCAGACCAAGUAGCCAUCAGGCUGCAUCCCGAAGACCACAUCGCCAGACGAGCCAAGACACUCACAUUUGACUGGCGUGUCACCCAGGGCACGCGAGCAGUCGACGGAGUCGAAAAACAAGUAUAUCUCGUCAAUGAGCAAUUCCCCGGCCCAACUAUUGAGGCUCGCUCGGGUGACCGCAUUAUAGUCAAUGUCGACAACGCACUCGACGACCAAGGCCUAUCGCUGCACUGGCAUGGCUUGCGCAUGAAGAAUUAUAACCACAUGGAUGGCGCAGUCGGAAUUACACAGUGUCCCAUCCCAUCCAAUCGAAAACACGUAUACGAUUUUACUAUUGGCAAUGACGAAGCCGGCACAUUCUGGUGGCAUAGCCAUAAUCAGGUCCAGCGCGGUGACGGCCUCUACGGUGGCUUAGUUAUUCACCAGCCCAACACACGACGAAAUAUUGCCAAUCCUGAAUAUCUACUGCUAGUAGGUGACUGGUUUCAUCGAAAGCAGCAGGACGUGCUCGAGUGGUUUUCCAAUGCGUCUAGUCUGGGCAAUGAGCCGGUACCCGACUCGAUGGUCAUCAAUGGCCAGGGCCGAUACAACUGUUCCAUGGCUGUUCCAGCUCGACCCCUCGUGUGUCAAGAUAUUCCAUUGCGGGAGUCCGUUCCCAUAUUUAAAGAGAAAACCAAUGCGAAGCUUCGAAUAGUCAAUGUCGGCACAAUUGCGGGUGUCUCUCUAGCUGUCAGCGGCGCGACGCUGCAACCAACGCACGUAGACGGCGGAUGGCCGCUUAAGGCCUUACCCGGCGACGUCCUUGGUGUUUUAUAUCCUGGAGAACGAGCUGACGCUAUUAUGAAAUGGACACAAAAGAACAAGGAACAAUCAUGGCUUAGCAUGUAUCUCGACGACGACAACUUCAAGUACUCCAAUGAAGCCUUAAACCCUGAACAGGCCUUUCUGACACUACCACCGAAAAAGACCGUUGAAAUAGCCCCAGAGCCAAAGCCGUUAUCAUCAUAUACGCACUACACCAAACUUACAACCGCCCAAUCUGCGCAACCACCGACAGAAAAAAUCUCCAAAGAAGCAGACAUGACGUUUGUAUACUAUCUCAAAACCAAGAUCCUUGCCCAUCUGGACAAUAGUCCCAUGGGAUCGAUGAACCACACUGCAUGGCAGCCACAGAGCCCGCCUUUGCUCGCUAGUGGCCGAUCCAGCUGGGACGAUAACCAACUAGUUUCGUUUAUACCGAGUUCAUCCACUCCUAAACAAGUCGAUAUUAUUCUGAACAAUCGCGAUGACGGCGCACACCCUGUACACUUGCACGGAAACCCAUUUUAUGUACUAGCUUCCCGAGACACAGGCGGAGACGCAGGCUGGGCAAGCUACAACCCAUUCGACCCCGAGGAUGACCCAGGCAGCCCAGCCAACCUGGUCAACCCAGUCAGACGAGAUACUGUAUUAGUCCCAAAACGGGGCCACGUUGUUUUGCGCCUGGUUGCCGAUAAUCCGGGCUUUUGGCUCAUGCAUUGCCACAUGCUGGUACACAUGGGCACGGGCAUGGCCGCCACUCUGCACAUUGGCGACGCGGGCGAUGAAGCCCAUGCACGUGUAAAUACUCAGGCUGCUGGAUUGUGCAGCAAAUAAACGAAGUCAUGACAAUAAAAUACACCACGCUUUUACAUGUCUUGACGAUUUUCAGGCGCAAGUUGCACUGACAGAGUAGCAACCUCCACGUUGCAUCAUCAUCACCGAUUGGCUCUCCCCCGGACACGUCACACUUGGAACACAAACAUUAGAUACCCGGUUCAUAUCCACUCGAAUACAUACAUAUAUUAGCUAUAAAUAACUCUUACAAUAAUACGGUAGCAGACACGCUAGCAACUAAGCAAUCGGCCAAGGUCAGCAACGUCGACUGGCUUUAGUCGUCCUCAUUCUCAUCAAUUAGCGGGUCGCGGUGCAAGGGCUAGCCAUGACACUCGCAAAGUUGGCAUAGCUAUAGGCAUCGUCGGAGCGAGUACCAGUCUCAAAGCUGAGGUUGGCAGCAGCAAAGCCAGCGUGCUGGAGGACAAUGGCGCCGUGGGUCAUACGGUCGCGUCUCUUUAGGCACGGCUCGUUGCUCAACACAUGCUCGUCCAUGUCGUAGUAGGAGAAGAAGAGCGGGCAGUAGAAGGCCUGUGCCUGGUUGUUGACGUACGCCACCCCAUAGGCAGUCUGGCUACCGGCCUGGCAGCGGUCAGAGUCACAGGUAGUGCCGAGCAUGCCCUGGCCAGCGCGGCCGCACUCCUCAGCAAUGAGGCCGUAGCGGGUGGCAAUCUUGUUGCGGGUGUUGACGUCGCCUCUGGUGAAGUAGCGGGCAAUGACGUCUUCAGUAGCGCUUUCGACAACAGUCUUGGCCUUGAUAGCGUAGUCCUUGCAGGCUUGGAAGGCAACGUUGAGCGCCUGGGCAUCGGAGUCGCAAGUGCGUGCGGACUGGGUGGAAACUGUGCUGUCUGGAAGUUGUGUUAGUAUCAAUACCGUUGUGGUGAUGAGAAAAUAUGGGCUUACUGUUGAGAAUGCGGAUGUAGUUGGUGGUGCCGUUGGCAGAGCCGGUCAUAAAGACAGUCUCUUCACUAAAGAUGUCGACGCUGCCGUUGGAAGGAGGAGGCAUGAUGGACGUGCUGUUGGAUGGAAGAGGCGUGGUUGAGGUGUUGUUGGUAGGAGGAGCCGUGAUCGAGCUGUUGGAUGGAGGAGGCAUGAUUGCGGUCUCGUUGGGCUUGAGGUUGGUCUCUGGGAAAGGCACGUCGGGAAUGUCCUCGUCAUCUUCCUCUUCCCAGUUAACAGGCGGCGUACCCACGACGACUGACACAUUAUUUGGGUCAGCCACAUCGAAAAUAUCCUCGUCAUUCUCAUCCUCCCAGUUGGGCCGGGGCGCAGCCAUGGCUACCGAGGCAAGGAGCGCAAGACAGACACUGGGCUUCAUCGUUAUUAUAAUGUGUAAAGACGGUAAGUUGUUGUGGCAGAGGUAUAAAGUUCCAAUGAGUGGUGGAUUGUGAUACCAUGCGACAACACGGAGCGGCAAGCUUCGCUUAUAUACAGAUCGAGCAGGGAAGAACACCAUCAUACGCAGCAGAUGAACUUUAAUUCUCGUUAUAAAUUCAUGCAACGGAGCAUUCUGGGCCUGGAUCUAGCUACGAAGCCAGUCUAAGCGACUGCUACGCAAGAUGCUGCUCUGGACUCUCUUCAUCUAGCAGACUGUGUGCAUAAGUAGCGUAGCGCACCAAGCCCUAGAGCGAGCCAUGCAGCGACGGCCACUCACUGCAUUAGAUACUACGACAGGAGUCCCAACGACAGUAGACACUAGUAGGCUCAGCCGCAGCAGCUAGGGCAUUUAGCAUGAAACAGUGGCAGACUUUGUUCACGAUUUCUGUACAGAUCGCUAGACAACGUGGCUCUACCCCGGCCAGACGUUGAAUCUGACGCCGAUGCUACGCUGUUCCUGCAUGCGCCGGCGUAUUAUGACCGAUUAAAACGAUCUCACCAGCAAGCGGCAUAUGUUCAAC